Molecule: messenger RNA, 1306 nt
Organism: Nilaparvata lugens (brown planthopper)
Lineage: Eukaryota; Metazoa; Arthropoda; Insecta; Hemiptera; Delphacidae
Product: cell division cycle protein 123 homolog
Exons: 1
Coding region: 248-1237 (329 amino acids)
Cellular component (GO): cytoplasm
Source: RefSeq, a predicted model, not a curated record
AAGUUUCAUGUUUUUCAACUUUACCUAUUACCAAAUUGAGGUUAGUUUAUGGAGAUAAAAGCUAUCGUUAUCGUUAUUGUAAUAUAAGUUCUGUUUCCAUCCUAUUAUCUUUUGAAAGUGUUAAUUAGACAUAGUGAUUUAAUAGUUAUUCUAAACCAAAACUCUCAAAUACGGAAAUAGUCAUAGAACAUCUGUGUUGAAAAUUGUUGUAAGGCUACUCUCCAACAGUUCACCAUUUUUCAUUAAUAUGAAAGUCUGCGAAAGAACUGAGUGCUCGUUCCAUAAGUGGUACCCAUUAUUUAAAAGUGUGACCAUAAAGUCUGUAAUCGAGCAAAUACCAUCUGAAGUGUUAUCAUAUUUGAAAGAAGAUGGCAUAGUUCUACCUGUUGAAGCAAACUCCCAACCGCGAGUCUCUGAUGAAGUUGAAAGUGAUUACACGGUCAACUGGUUAGAUGGUAAUGAUGAUGAAGAUGAAGAGGAUGAAUCCCCGUCAUUUCCAGAAUUCAGCUCUAAACUAAAGGAGGCUAUCGGUGCUUUAGGAGGGGAAGUUUUUAUCAAAACUAAUUGGAGCGCCCCUACUGACUCUUCAUGGAUAACUUCUUGUAAAACACUGAAAUGCAAACGUUUAGAGGACGUUUAUCUUCUCUUGAACUCUUCUGACCGUUUGAUGGAAAAUUUCCUUUCACCUCUCAAAACAUCCAAGAAUGGACAGGAACAAUCACAUUGUAUUAUUUUGAAAAAGUGGAUGGAUAUUCACCCAGGAACUGAAUUUCGUUGCUUUGUGAAAGACAUGGUACUAUUGGCUAUCACUCAACGUGACUGUUCAGAUUUCUUUCAGCACAUUUCUGAAGAGAAAUUUGACAUAAUACAGGAUAUCACCGAUUUCUUCAACAACAAUAUAAAGAACAAAUUCUCACUGCCCAAUUUUACGUUUGACGUUGUAAGGCAGAAAAAGAGUAAAGUCGUGCUUCUAGAUUUUGGUGUUUUCAACAAGAAGUUUUCAAAAUCAUAUCUUUUCACCUGGGACGAACUUUUGGACAUUUCCAAAGCAAUGAAGGAUGGAGACAAAGCUGAAUUUCGAUAUAUUGGAUCCGAAACUGGAAUUCAACCUUCAGCAAAUGCAUUUGAAAGUAUGUGCGGUCUGCCUUUGGACGUCAAAUAUAUGACAAAUGACUUUUCUCUUAUAAAUCUAAUACAAGAAGAAAUCACUCAACAAAACCAAGAAGAUGAUGUUUGAGUUUUGAGUCGAUUUUGCAAGCUGUACGUUUUUAUUUUAAAAAAUAAAUCCAAAUUCAUUUUGUAUCAA